CUCUUCCUCCACAGAUUCUUCCUCAAGUUUUUCCUCAAGUGCAACCAGAACUGUCUAAAAAAUGCAGGAAACCCACGAGACAUGAGGAGGUUCCAGGUGGUGGUAUCGACUACAGUGAGUGUUGAUGGACAUGUCCUGUCAGUCUCCGACAACAUGUUCGUCCACAACAACUCCAAACAUGGCCGACGGGCCCGCAGACUCGACCCCGCGGAAGGAACGCAGGGAUACCUAGAACAUGGCUCGGCUCCCUGCAUUAAGGCCAUUAGUCCCAGUGAAGGAUGGACUACAGGAGGCGCUACAGUCAUCAUCAUAGGAGACAACUUCUUCGAUGGUCUCCAAGUCAUCUUCGGUACCAUGUUGGUUUGGAGCGAGUUGAUCACGCCGCAUGCCAUCCGGGUGCAGACGCCUCCCAGACACAUCCCCGGGGUCGUCGAGGUCACUCUGUCCUACAAGUCCAAACAGUUCUGCAAAGGCACACCAGGAAGGUUCAUAUACACAGCACUGAACGAGCCGACCAUUGACUACGGUUUCCAGAGGCUUCAGAAGGUCAUCCCUCGGCACCCUGGGGACCCAGAGAGGCUGCCAAAGCUCAAGGUUUACGACCUUCCAAUGCAGGAAAUAGUGUUCCCUUUAGGAUGCAACUAA
Molecule: messenger RNA, 645 nt
Organism: Notothenia coriiceps (black rockcod)
Lineage: Eukaryota; Metazoa; Chordata; Actinopteri; Perciformes; Nototheniidae
Product: transcription factor COE1-like
Exons: 6
Biological process (GO): regulation of DNA-templated transcription
Molecular function (GO): DNA-binding transcription factor activity; DNA binding
Source: RefSeq, a predicted model, not a curated record